Messenger RNA from Nicotiana attenuata, 909 nucleotides. RefSeq lists its product as uncharacterized. The transcript has a single exon. The coding region runs from base 1 to 909 and encodes 302 amino acids. The record is from RefSeq and is a predicted model, not a curated record. NCBI's taxonomy places the organism in Eukaryota, Viridiplantae, Streptophyta, Magnoliopsida, Solanales, Solanaceae.
AUGAUUAUUAACGGAGAUCAUAUCAUUUCACCCUCAGUUCCCAAUACUGAAGGAUUUGCUCCUUUUACAAUAGAUCCUUUUCAUCCCUUUUAUGUGCAUCCAUCCGAUAAUCCGGAUAGCCAAUUAGUGUCUGUUCCCUUCAAUGGACAUGGUUUUGUAUUGUGGAGAAGCAACAUGCUCACUUCUCUUUCUGCUAAAAACAAAUUAGGCUUGUUAGAUGGAAGAGUUGCCCAACCCCCUGUAAAUUCUCCAUUUUAUUCCUAUUGGGAGAGAUGUAAUGACAUGGUAAAAUCCUGGAUUAUCAACUCUGUUUCCAGGGACAUAGCCACAAGUGUGAUUUGUUUUAGGACUGCUAAGGAGGUUUGGACUAACAUUAAUGAAAGGUUUGGUCAGUCCAAUGGGUCUAAAUAUCUUCAAAUUCAAAGAGAAAUCAGUUCAACUGUCCAAGGGUCAUAUGACAUUGCCACAUAUUUCACCAAAUUUAGGAGUCUUUGGGAUGAGUUAAAUUCUUCAUAUGUAGGCCCUAUAUGUUCUUGUGGGGCCGUUCCCAAAUUUAUUGAGGAUCAACAACUAUUUCAAUUCCUAAAUGGGCUAAAUGACUCCUAUUCAACUGUGAAAAAUGCUAUUAUGCUUAUGAAUCCCCUACCUCCAAUAAGCAAAGCUUACUCUCUUUUGCAACAAGAUGGGAGCCAAAGAGAGACUCAAGCUUCAGUACCAAAAUUUUCCAAUGAAUCUGCCUCUUUCUCUGUAUCUUCAACCACACCAAAUAGAAACUUCAAUCAAAGGAUCAAUUUUGACUCCAGAAAACCCAACUCUGUUUCUUGCAAAUAUUGCAAGAAACCUGGACACACAGUGGAGAAANAACCUAGGUCGACCGUUGCGGCGAUGGCCUUAGCCAUAUAUAGUUGA